GCCGGCCGCGGGCGAGCUCUCCGGCGGCUCUCGGGCUGAGCGGGGCAGAGGGCGCGGGAGUCGCUGGGGGACGGUUGCAGGAGCGGGGGAGCGAUGGCUGGGGAGACUCAGCACCAGACCCUCCGGAAGAGCAUCGCAGCCGAGCCGCCCGCAGCGCCGCCCCGCGCCCCCAGGAGCGGCAGCAGCUCCGAGCGAGUGACUCUGAAGAAGGAGAUCGGGCUGGUCAGCGCCUGUGCCAUCAUUAUCGGUAACAUUAUUGGUUCUGGAAUCUUUAUUUCACCAAAAGGAGUUCUGGAACACUCUGGGUCAGUGGGACUAGCUCUUGUUGUUUGGGUGAUUGGAGGAGGGAUUGCUGUCCUUGGAUCUCUAUGUUAUGCUGAGCUAGGAGUUGCUAUCCCGAAAUCAGGAGGGGAUUAUUCCUAUGUCACCGAGAUUUUUGGUGGGUUAGCUGGGUUUUUGCUGCUAUGGAGUGCAGUGCUUAUCAUGUACCCUACCAGCCUGGCUGUUAUCGCAUUGACAUUUUCAAACUACGUUCUACAACCGGUGUUCCCUAAUUGCAUCCCACCCUAUAAUGCCUCCAGGGUCCUCUCCACUGUGUGUUUAUUACUCCUGACUUGGGUGAACAGCUCCAGCGUUCGAUGGGCAACUCGCAUCCAGGAUAUAUUUACAGCAGGAAAACUGUUAGCCUUGGCCCUUAUCAUUACUAUGGGCUUCAUACAGAUCUUUAAAGGAAACUAUGAAGAACUGACACCAAGCAAUGCGUUUGAUUUUUGGAUGUCUCCAUCUGUGGGACAGUUAGCAUUAGCUUUUCUUCAAGGGUCAUUUGCAUUCAGUGGGUGGAACUUCUUGAAUUAUGUCACAGAAGAAUUAGUUGAUCCCCGCAGGAACCUACCUCGUGCCAUAUUCAUAUCCAUCCCAUUGGUGACAUUUGUGUAUACAUUCACCAAUAUUGCAUAUUUCACUGCCAUGUCACCUCAAGAGCUCUUGUCCUCCAAUGCUGUGGCAGUAACAUUUGGUGAAAAGUUACUGGGCUAUUUUUCCUGGGUUAUGCCAGUCUCAGUGGCCUUAUCUACAUUUGGAGGAAUAAAUGGAUACCUUUUUACCUCAUCAAGGUUAUGUUUUUCUGGAGCUCGUGAAGGUCACUUGCCCAGCUUGCUUGCUAUGAUUCACGUUAAACACUGCACCCCAAUCCCUGCCCUUCUAGUGUGUUGUUUGACCACAAUUAUCAUCAUGCUUGUUGGAGACACGUACACAUUAAUUAAUUAUGUGUCGUUUAUUAACUACCUCUGCUAUGGAGUGACAAUCAUAGGCCUGAUUGUGUUGCGCUGGAAGAAACCCAAAAUCUUCAGACCUAUCAAGGUGAAUCUCCUUGUUCCAGUCACUUACCUGUUAUUUUGGGCAUUUCUACUGAUCUUCAGUUUCUAUUCUGAGCCAGUCGUCUGUGGAAUUGGACUAAUCAUCAUAUUAACUGGAGUGCCCGUGUUUUUUCUUGGAGUGUACUGGAGAAAUAAACCAAAGUGUGUAAAUAGACUAGCUGAAUCCAUGACAUACUGGGGACAGAAGUUGUGUUUCGUCGUCCACCCUCAAGAGGGAGCUCCAGAAGAGGAUGAUCUGCCUUUCACUCAUUCUCAGCUACCACGAAGUGAAAAGUCCUUGAAGAAACAGCGAAAAGUCCUUGAGAAAUAAUGAAGCAAUCAAUGAGACAGAAGUAGCUUUUUGUUUACAUGUUGAUUUUUGCAAAAAGUUUUUCUUGGGAAAAAAAAAAAGUUUUUAGAAGUCAGAUACAGAAGCCCAUGAAAUGAGCUACACCUUUACAACAGACCUUAGCUCUUAGCUUUUCCUAAAAAAAUAAAAUAAGGAGCUGGUUA
This is a messenger RNA of Chelonia mydas (Green sea turtle), 1868 nucleotides long. It is a transcript of the gene SLC7A10, whose product is annotated as solute carrier family 7 member 10. The transcript is spliced from 11 exons. Gene Ontology annotation, molecular function: L-amino acid transmembrane transporter activity; neutral L-amino acid transmembrane transporter activity. Gene Ontology annotation, biological process: amino acid transmembrane transport; D-alanine transmembrane transport; D-serine transmembrane transport. The record is from RefSeq and is a predicted model, not a curated record. The coding region runs from base 94 to 1686 and encodes 530 amino acids. Lineage: Eukaryota; Metazoa; Chordata; Testudines; Cheloniidae. Gene Ontology annotation, cellular component: membrane.